AGACUUGGUAUCAAUGACAUUAAGGACAAACCUUGCAUACGCCUGCCAGAAAGAAAAAGUAGAACUGAAAUGCCCAGAGUCUACUGUAAUCGGCGUACAGACAGCAAACUAUGGCCGGCGAUUGUCAAGUCGGUUGAUGUGUCCUGAUUUCAUGAACAUGUUUAAAGAAGACUUUGAGGAGGAUGUUAACUGUCACGCCAGCAACUCAUUACAGACUCUGGUGAACCUAUGUGAUGGCAAGAGGGAGUGUGCGUUCAGGGUAACCGAUGAAGAGUUUGGUGGAGAUCCGUGUCCCGGGACUAGCAAGUAUGCAGAAGUCACCUACAAGUGCAAGCCACGUGUUUAUAUUGAAGCUGUACAAUGCGAAGAUCAACAGAUGCAGCUUGUGUGUAACAACAACGAAUUGCUAGCGAUCAAAUCAGCCAUGUUUGGACGAGAGGCAAAUGUAAAGAAUGGCAUUUGUCCAUCAUAUAGUAUGAAGAAUAUAGGUUGCGAUUCUCAGAACGCUGUGGAGGAAAUGAUGAUGCGUUGUCAUGGCAGAAGACAGUGUACAGUAAAAGCAAGUACAAAAGUUUUCAAAGCCGGGUGCGAACCGGGCACCGACAAGUACCUCAAGGUAGUCUACGCUUGUGUUCCAAAGAAGGUUUUCAAUCGGCCUCACCGAUUUUCUGGUAUGCCUGAAUCCGCAAAAAAUAUACGCACUCAGGACACUGAAAUUUUUGGAACGCAAAAGGAUGCACCUAGCCCAGUGACGGAAGACGUGGCGCACACACCCGUUGCUCCAGGUAAGCGAGGUGCUGUUGACCACGCUCAGACAGAAGGCAGUGCUUCUCUAGGCCCAAGUAUUAACAUUUACCCUCCAAAAGUGUCCAACCGCCCCAGGGGAAUAAUGGCUGAAAUCACUACAGAAUCCUGGAUGGCAGUUAACUCCACAAGUGUACAACCUGGUGCCAUUCAAGGCAGAGGAAUUUUCACAAGCAUGUUGACAGUUUAUGGGCAUAUUGCAUCCAAUAAAGAGGAAUUCAUUCUCUAUGUUGUACUUGGUGUCUGUAUUGGGAUGAUUCUGGCCUUGAUUUUUUUUGUUUUUGAUCUGAAAUGGAAAAAUAAGAAACUGAAGAAGAAAGUUAAAAGUAAAAAUCCAGCUUCCGAUUCAGGCAACAAUCAAUCUACCACUGGCAGUGGGAAUGAUCAUACAGACAAUAGCAGACCAAGGACCGUGCAUUUAAGUAUUGACGAAGCUGAUCGAAUGGAUAUUAAUGAAUUAUGGAGGACAAUGACCCCUACAUCCACUUUGCAGAGACGAGAAAAUAACAACAAUCGCGUUACCUCACAGGUCUGGAGUACGCCACCACCGCACUUAAGCAGUCGCGAGGACAAUUCGCAUGCUUCGUCGGAUAACGGCCCCACAAAUCGUCAAAUGGAGAAUAGUGUUCAUCAUAGUCUAGAACGGGGAAGUCGCUUUCAAACACUAGAAAGGGACUACGGAGGAUAUGCACGGAUCCCGACUAUAGAGCCAGACAGUGGACUUUAUGCAAGAAUUGAUAGUCCUCCUCAAACUCACGCAACUACAAGUUUUACUUAUUCAAACCAUAACAAUGGUAAAUCUGAUAAAGAUGAAGAGAGAGAUGGAAGUCCUCAUUAUCGUCCAAAUAUAGGACGGGAUCACAAAACACUGGAACGAAGUGCAAGUUCGUAUGAUAACGGACCGGUAUAUAGUCAACCUAGAGAGCACCCGUUCAAAAUAAAUUCAUCCCGCAAACCACAACCAGCAACUCCUUAUAGUGGCUUAUAUGCAACAGUCCAACCUAAAUCAAUGCGCAAUGGUGGGAGUAAUGCCAAUAGAUUAGACCGUAGCACAUCGCUAUCUGGUCAACCUAUAACAACGUCAGUACAAGAAGUAGAUCAAAGACAACAAUAUUCAGUCAGUGGUGCCAUUCCAAAACAAACUAAACCCGCCAAUGGCAUUGUCCACAACCAGGACCACUCCAUUCCUGCUCCCAUGAACAAUGAUAGUGGUGUGGGUAUGGUGGUAAUGAAUAGCAUAGGACAUGAACACAAGGAAUCUGAGCAGCCUUCAAAGCAAGAAACAGAACCAGCAUCUACGGACAAUUUAGAAUUUGAUCUAGAUCAUGCGCUUGAGAAUAUUCUCGGGCCUGGAUUCGGGAAUUUCAAUGAUAUCUGGAACCGCGACAAUCUACCAGGAACACAGAACCUUAACAGCUAUUUCUAGAGGGUGUCCUACACCAAUGUUUUAUGGCAUUUGGUGCAGAAAUCCUGAGUAGCAUUGUUAAUUUAUGGUGAAAUUAUGACAAUAUUGAUUGUGCUGUUUCAGAUAUUCACUGAGUUCCUUAACAGUAUAGUUAGCUAAGUUCUGACGGGGAAUGUUAUUAAACAGAAGUCUUGUAGAUGCUCCUAUGUUUAUAAUUAAUGAAAGAACCAAUUCAGGUAAUAAUUAAUUAGAUGUUGUAUGUUUACAUGUUGUAGUGUGCAAGCACAAAAACUGGUUAAGUCUGCUUGUUCUUCUUGUCUUAUGAGCUGGAAAAAAAUACUAUUUUGUAAAUAAAAUUUGUGAUUAUUUGUUUUUUAUGCUCGAUAGUAACUGCAGGCUUAAUAAUGACAAUACAGCAUAUAUUUAUUCAAAGCCAUUUGUCUGUUUCUUUCAAAUGAGAGUGACAUGCGACAUUAAAUAUUACCAAUAGUCACUGGAUUUUAAAAUGACAGAAUUUAGUUUAAAAAUAGAGGGCGCUUGUCAAAUAUUGUAAUGAAUUUGUAUGUUGCAUCCACUUGUAAGUGUCUGAUCAUAUGAACAUUUCUUAAGCUCACAAGGUUAUUCUUUUAUAAUUUAGCUGUAUUUUUGUAUGUUUGACUUGCAACUCCUCAAUCAAAACCAAUAAAUUUAGUAAAAAUCUUUUUUAAAAUCACGAAAAGUUCCUUUUACAAAUUGUGUAAAAUUGUUCCUGAUUUUCAUUUGUUAAUAAUUUACCUUUGGUGAUUUGUGCCAAACUUUUGUCCGGAUAAAUCGUUUGUUUUUUUUUAUAAUUGGCUCAGAGACUAAUCUAAAUUAUGAAUGAUGUAAAUUAUAAUAACAUUGUAGAAUAAAUAAAUGACUCAAAAUUGAAUAAUAAUUAAUAUUAUAUAGCUAAUAUACAGCUUUUGUAUAAAAAUAUGGCUGUGUGUUAAAAAUGUGUGAAAGACUAUAAAAUCAAACCAGCUUUUUUGGUUAUUUAUUAUGUACAGUAUAUUGGGUGCUAAUGGUAAACUUUUUCGUGUAAAAAAAUACUUUUUUAUAAAGAAACCUUUAUUAUUUUUAAAUCUACUUUGGACCUAAUAUGAUGAGACCAAAUUUAUUAUGUUAAUGUUAUGGUUUUUGUUAAAAGCUCUCUAUGGGUGAAACUUUUUUAUUUUGUUGUUUUACUUAUGCAAUGGUGGUCUAUAAAAUUUGUUGCCAAAUUAUAGUUUUGUUCAUAAUUUAUCAUUUGUACAUUUUCAUGGAGAGUGUUUCUCCAAUGCAAAUUUAGUUUAGAAUUUAUCAGGGUAUUUUACAUUUUGUACAGAUAUGACCAAAACUAUUUAAUUAUUGGUCAUAGAAUGAAGAGGACUUAUUGCUUAUGUAGAAUGUAGUUUCUAUUUGCCUCAUUUGAACAAAGCUUACUUCUUAUGUCUCAAAAAUUGUACAAUUUAAAGUAACAGAAAACUUGCAUGGUAAACUAAAAUUAAUGGGUGCUAAAUUUUGUAAUUUGUUCUUUUUAAAGAGGUUAUUUCUUAAAAAGCUGCCAUAUUAAGUAGGUUUAGAAAAUAUCUAAAUCCUUUGAAAGAAAACAAAGACAAACUAUGUUAUAUGAUAAUAAUGUAUGCUUAAGUCUUCCAACUUGCUAUAAUAAAUUGCUUGUUUAGAACCUAUUAUAUUUUUAUAUUAAAGCUGCUGAAUUUGAGAUUAUGUUAGGCAAAAUUUUGUCCAUUAUUUGCUAGCUUUCAGUUUCCCACCGAAUUUCCUGAAAUAAAAAUUGAUUUUGAUAAAAUUUAAUCGCCUUGCUAUUGGAAGCUUGAGCAUAUUUGGUUUAUUCUAUAUUGCUCUUAGAUUAGGAGAAAAAAAAUUAAUUCCAUAUGGUAAUUAUCCAGAGAUUUAUUUAGAAUUUUUUUAGUAGUCCAUUCCAUUCAUAUAAAAGGUAUGUAACCUUUUAGAUCUUCCCACCAUAUAGUACUGUAGUUUCUCAUCUGUAAGUGCGCCCGCUACAUUACGGCCAAUUUUACAUACUCCUGUAGGGUAUAAUUUGAAUGAACAGCUUAGCAAAACAUUACAAUUACUUUCAGAAAAAAAAAAUUACUCUCAGAAAAAAAAAAAAUUUAAUAUUGUCUCUGCAUUACCCAUGCAGUAUUGAAGAAUUGGAUUGAGAAGGGGGCUGCCAGGAUAAUAGCUCACCCACUCCCAUUCUAAAAUCGGCCUAAUUUUGUGUUCCAGGGGAUGAGUAUACCAGAGGAAAUAUGGUAGUAAUCUCAAUAGAGGAAUCAUUGAAAGGUGAUUCUGCAAAUGCUGAAGUAAGCCUUUACAGAUCACAACUAAAUUCUCCUACAGUAUACUGGAAAAAGUAUGUAGUUUUAGUGCAAUAGAUAUUUUCCAAAAUGUAUAUUUAUUUGGUAGUUAUUUUUGUUAUUGUUGUGGUAUGAUUGUGCUGUUUGAAAGUAAAGCUCGGUUUCCAUAGAAUCGCUCACCCUGUCGGCAACAGUCACUGACAGCUAUCGGGCUGGUUGAACCUGGUUCAACUUUGCCGAUUGUGUUGCAGACGAAUCAGGGUGCCUUCCUGAUUGUGUCGGGGCAACUAGCAAUGCACCCUAAAGUUGAACCAGGUUCAGUCUUCCCGACAACUGUCGCUAUUAGGGUGUGAUUGUAUGGCAACCGCACUUUGGCCUAAAUUAGUUGGAAUAUAUGCUGGUGAAUUUGGGGUUAGGCUCAUUAUGCUCCACCCUUGUUGCUGACACUUGUAACCAAUCAUGUUUUAAGAAAAGUAUUUAAUUUUAAUGAAUUUUAAGCAUUUAAAUCUAAUAAUUUUAAUAAUAAAAAUAAUUUAAUGAAAAGCUGUAUUCAUAACUAUAAAAAGAGUGUUUGGAUUUCUUUACUCAUGAAAUUUAUUAAUAUUAUUGUAAUAAGAAAUGUUUAUUGUAAUAAGAAAUAUUAUUAUUAAACUAUUUCAUUAUUUUGAUGGGAAGCAAUCAUUUUAUUGUAGGUACAUACUAUUGUAUAUACAUGGAGUUAUUGGCAAUACUAUGCCAACUUUUAGUAGCUGCUAUAAAAUGCAAACAAUGAAAAUUCUUUGGUUUUCAUUGCACAGAUAAUAUUAAUAAAAAAAUGAUAUUUAUGUGCAAAGAGAAAUAUGUUCCGUAAUAAAAUUUCUGAUAUUGUUGAUUCUAAAUUUGAUAAUAGCUAUAUGGUAUAUACCAAGAAUUAUUCGGCCGUUCCGUGGCAAAAACAACGUAACUUGAAAUUUUCUGCCGCGUAAUCUUGUAAUUACAUUGUUUUGCCACAGAAAAUCACUAAAUUUUAAGUUUUGUGCUUAAAGAUAUGUGGUACUAUCUCCGAAACCACUCAUUAUAGAGACCUGAAAUUUGUACAGGUCAUUCAGACGUGUUUAAUAUACUCCCAAAUGAUAUUAUCUCAAAAUGGACAAAAAUGUCAGUUACGUUUUUUUUUGCCUCGGGACGGCCGUAUUGCUUACAAAUAUUCAGAUUUCAUGAGUCUGGAUAAACCCUAUCCAGACUAUCAUAUUUUAUGAAAAUACUGUUGUAUGCCCAUAUAUAGUCAUGGUGAGCCUAUAUAUGGUCAUGAUGUGGUGUCAUCAUGACCAUAUUUAGGCAAGUCACAUGUCAUGUGUGUGCCUAGUUGCCCUUUUAUUCAGUAGAACAAAGUAUUUCAAUGCUGUUUUAGUAGUUUUACUCUGGGUUGACUCCCAAUUGUUUUUGUAAUUUUUUUUUAAAAGAAGUGUUUUUAUGAUUUUAAUGCUUAUGCAACUGCACCCACUUUAAAUGUUGCUCAUUAUACAAAUGAUAUUAUGAAUUUAAUGAAUUAUUAGCAAAUAUUCGCAUUAGUUAGAAAUGAUCAUGCAAGAAAAUUUCACGUGUAAAUAUAAAGUAUUUAUUUGUUUUGAACAUUUUCUGUCAAACAAAAGUUAUAUUCUAAGAAAUGCUUGCUAUUAACUUGUUAAAAAUAAGACUGAGAACUUGAGUUGAAUAUUCCAAUUAUGCCAUUAUGCGCAAUAUAAAUACCAAAACAUGUCUAUUUCUGUGAUGGUGGUUUAUAUAUUAUUAUAUUAUAUUUAAAUAAGUUCAGUGUGUGUGUGAAGGGUCUAGGAAUGGUGUAUACUUCAGAAAAUUGGAAAGCUGUUGGUGAGCACAUACCUGUGUCAGAAAUUUGUUAACAAUUUUAAUAUAUUUUACAGUUUUAAUAUUAAUAUGAUGGUUUGCUACUAUCUAAAAUUUAAAAAUGUAACCGUCUUUUCAUUAUAGAAGGUGCCCAAUAUACAGGUAUUAAUGUUACAUAAAUUAAUCUUGCAUAAAUGAAUGGAAUUUUUAAUGUUGCAUAAAAUUAAUUUAUGCAUUCUCAUAUUUUUUAAGGCAGGGUCUAUUAUUAUGCAGAAGAUUAUUAUAUAUGCGUGAAUAAUUUUGGUAGGAUUGUAAUUUUUUAUCAUGUCCUACUCCUUAAACCAUGUAAUACUUUAUCAAAUUGAAUGUAUAUAUUAUUGUUAUUUGUUUCUAAAUUGAUUUAUGUUUUACAUAUUUUCUAAUGUAUUAGAAGAAAAUAUCUAGGAAAACCUGAAGUUUAUUUCUUUUUUCAAAAUAAAAUCCAAAACAAAGUA
Anneissia japonica is the source of this 6848-nucleotide messenger RNA. RefSeq lists its product as uncharacterized. Lineage: Eukaryota; Metazoa; Echinodermata; Crinoidea; Comatulida; Comatulidae. The record is from RefSeq and is a predicted model, not a curated record. The coding region runs from base 14 to 2230 and encodes 738 amino acids. Gene Ontology annotation, molecular function: carbohydrate binding. The transcript is spliced from 8 exons.